Molecule: messenger RNA, 525 nt
Organism: Ostertagia ostertagi
Lineage: Eukaryota; Metazoa; Nematoda; Chromadorea; Rhabditida; Trichostrongylidae
Source: the annotation of a GenBank genome assembly
AUGGAGAUUAUGAGAUCGGCAGCAGUCACCUUGGGCAACGCCACCAGCAGCCGUUGCUCAGAGUGCGAAAGUCGAAUGACGGAAAUCACACGAUUGCAAAACGAAGUUAACAACAGUAAAGAUGAGAUCAGAAGACUUCUUGACGAUAUCGGUGACCUGGCUGGAAGAAUCGAUGAAUCGGAAGCUAUCGCUGAGGAGAAGGAAGAGACCAUCAAGAGUUUGCAGCUGUCGCUGAAGAUGGAACAAGAGGCUCGAGCUACUCUCGACACGGAUUUUCGAACAAAGGCCGAUGAAUGCCUCAGUCUGCUCAACAGCCUAGAAAUGCUUUCGAUGAGCUCGAAGGAGAAAAAUGAAGAGCACCGAUUAGCAAUGGAAAAAUUACGAUCAGAACUCAAUGAGAACAACGAUGAGCUCAAGAAAAGUCAUGAAACGAUAUCCCAACUAACCGCAGCUCGAUUGGCUGCAGAAGAAAUCAGCGCCAGCCUCCAAGAAACGGUCUCGUCGUUAUCCGAUCAACUAAAACAA